CUUCGCUCCAUGCAAAGGCGCGAUCUGGCACGGCCGUUUCCACCAGCCAAUGAUUCCCGCCAGCCUAUCAUCACCCACUUCCUUCACAUUGCCUCCUCCUUCGGCCCGCCGUAUCACAGGCCCCCUACAGUAUUUUGUUAGUAACCCUUCGUCCCUUCAGACUGCGCACGCUCAGUCACGGACGUCGGAGCGCAUGCGCAGUAGCGUGAUCCCCGGGUGGUCGCUUAGCACGUGGGCUAGGCUGUCCCUUUUGGCCACAGAAGGACGUAGGACCUCGCUUUUGUUGGUGUCCAUCGCGCGCAGCGGACUAGUAAGGGCCAUGGCGCCGGCAGGAAUCCUGAACGGGAAGGUGGUCUCCGCGCAAAUAAGGGAGAGACUGAAGAACCAAGUCACUCAGAUGAAGGAGCAAGUACCUGGGUUCACACCAGGCCUAGCAAUUUUGCAGGUUGGCAACAGAGAUGAUUCAAAUCUUUAUAUAAAUGUGAAGCUGAAGGCUGCUGAAGAGAUUGGGAUAAAAGCCACUCACACUAAGUUACCAAGAACAGCCACAGAAUCCGAGGUGUUAAAGUGCAUCAUAUCUUUGAAUGAAGACUCCACUGUGCAUGGAUUGCUAGUGCAGCUCCCUUUAGACUCAGAGAAUCCCAUUAACACUGAAACAGUGAUCAAUACCAUUGUACCCGAAAAGGACGUGGAUGGAUUGACUAGCAUCAGUGCUGGAAAACUUGCUAGAGGUGACCUAAAUGACUGUUUCAUUCCUUGUACACCUAAAGGAUGCUUGGAACUCAUCAAAGAGACAGGGGUGCAGAUUGCCGGAAGGCAUGCUGUGGUUGUUGGGCGCAGUAAAAUAGUUGGUGCCCCGAUGCAUGACUUGCUUCUGUGGAACAAUGCCACAGUGACCACUUGCCACUCAAAGACUGCCAAUCUGGAUGAGGAGGUAAGUAAAGGUGAUAUCCUGGUGGUUGCAACUGGUCGGCCAGAAAUGGUGAAAGGGGAGUGGAUUAAACCCGGGGCAGUCGUCAUCGACUGUGGAAUCAAUUAUGUUCCAGAUGAUACAAAACCGAACGGGAGAAAAGUUGUGGGUGACGUGGCAUACAACGAGGCCAAAGAGAGGGCAGGCUUCAUCACCCCUGUUCCUGGCGGUGUCGGGCCCAUGACGGUGGCAAUGCUAAUGCAGAGCACAGUGGAGAGUGCAAAACGUUUCCUGGAGAAAUUUAAGCCGGGAGAGUGGGUGAUUCAGUAUAACAGCCUUAACCUCAAGACACCUGUCCCUAGUGACAUUGAUAUAUCACGAGCUUACAAACCAAAGCCCAUUGGUAACCUGGCUCGAGAAAUUGGUCUGCUCUCUGAAGAGGUGGAAUUGUAUGGUGAAACCAAGGCCAAGGUUCUGCUUUCAGCGCUAGAACGCCUCAGGCAUCAGCCUGAUGGAAAAUAUGUGGUGGUGACGGGAAUAACUCCAACACCCCUGGGAGAAGGGAAAAGCACGACGACAAUUGGGCUGGUACAAGCCCUUGGUGCCUACCUUCAUCAGAAUGUAUUUGCGUGUGUACGACAGCCUUCUCAGGGCCCGACCUUUGGAAUAAAAGGUGGCGCUGCAGGAGGUGGCUACUCGCAGGUUAUUCCCAUGGAAGAGUUUAAUCUCCACCUCACAGGGGACAUCCAUGCCAUCACUGCAGCUAAUAACCUCGUUGCUGCAGCCAUCGAUGCCCGGAUGUUCCAUGAACUGACACAGACAGACAAGGCUCUCUUUAAUCGUUUGGUACCAUCAGUAAAUGGAGUGAGAAAGUUCUCUGAUAUUCAAAUUCGAAGGCUACGGAGACUAGGCAUUGAAAAGACCGACCCUACCACACUGACAGAUGAAGAGAUAAACAGAUUUGCAAGACUGGAUAUUGAUCCGGAAACCAUAACUUGGCAGAGAGUGUUGGAUACCAAUGAUAGAUUCCUGAGGAAGAUCACAAUUGGACAGGCUCCAACGGAGAAAGGGUACACGCGGACGGCCCAGUUUGAUAUCUCUGUGGCCAGUGAAAUCAUGGCUGUCCUGGCUCUCACCACUUCUCUAGAAGACAUGAGAGAGAGACUGGGCAAAAUGGUGGUAGCUUCCAACAAGAAAGGGGAGCCCAUCAGUGCUGAAGACCUGGGGGUGAGUGGUGCAUUGACGGUGCUUAUGAAGGAUGCUAUCAAGCCCAACCUCAUGCAGACCCUGGAGGGCACUCCAGUGUUUGUUCAUGCUGGACCGUUUGCCAACAUUGCACAUGGGAAUUCCUCUAUCAUAGCAGACCGGAUUGCACUCAAACUUGUUGGCCCUGAAGGGUUUGUAGUGACUGAAGCAGGAUUCGGAGCCGACAUUGGAAUGGAAAAGUUUUUUAACAUCAAAUGCCGAUAUUCUGGUCUCCGCCCUCACGUUGUGGUGCUUGUUGCCACUGUCAGGGCUCUUAAAAUGCACGGGGGCGGCCCCACGGUCACGGCUGGACUGCCUCUGCCCAAGGCUUACGCAGAGGAGAACCUGGAGCUGGUUGAAAAAGGCUUCAGUAACUUGAAGAAACAAAUUGAAAACGCCAAACUCUUCGGAGUCCCGGUAGUGGUGGCUGUGAAUGUAUUCAAGACGGACACGGAGGCUGAGCUGGACCUCGUCAGCCGCCUUGCCAAAGAACAUGGGGCUUUUGAUGCUGUGAAGUGCACUCACUGGGCAGAAGGGGGCAAGGGAGCCUUAGCCCUGGCUAACGCCGUCCAGAGAGCAGCACAGGCCCCCAGCAGCUUCCAGCUCCUUUAUGACCUCAAGCUCCCAGUUGAGGAUAAGAUCAGGAUCAUCGCACAGAAAAUCUACGGGGCAGACGACAUUGAAUUGCUCCCCGAAGCCCAGCAAAAAGCCGAAGUCUACACGAAGCAGGGCUUUGGGGAUCUACCCAUCUGCAUGGCGAAAACACACUUGUCCCUGUCUCAUAACCCAGAGCUAAAAGGUGUGCCGAAAGGCUUUGUGCUGCCCAUCCGCGACAUCCGCGCCAGCGUGGGGGCUGGUUUUCUGUACCCCUUAGUAGGAACGAUGAGCACGAUGCCUGGACUCCCCACCCGGCCCUGUUUCUAUGAUAUUGAUUUGGACCCUGAAACCAAGCAGGUGAAUGGGCUCUUCUAAGCAGAUUGUCCAUCUUCAAGAAGCUACUUUGAAAGUUUGACCAGUGUCUCUUCUGUGCCUGCUAUAAGCUGGGAGGUGUGGGGAAGCCGAGAGAAGUCAGCCCCUGCCCCGAAGAUCUGAAAUACACUGUGGGAGUUUCUCUGGAAGCCUUCCUUUGGUCUUAGUUCCCAUUUUCAUGUAUAAAUUAACAUAAAUCAUGCACAUGUCUAUUUAGUGAAAUUCCAUAGAAUAAAAUGAAGUAAUUUUGCUAUCACAGUGUUUAAAUAUAAACUGGAGCUUUUAUAAACUAUGCAGUAAUAUCUCUGCCGUCCUGUGUGAGCCCAUUUGUUAGACAGAUUCCUGGGAGUGAAAAAGCAAGUUGCAGUACGUACAGUAUGAUACUGUUUGUGUUUAUGGGGAAAACGUGUGUCUGCUUGGAUAUUUCUGGGAGGGCCCAUAGUCAGGAGACCACCUGAGAUGGUUAGGAUGGAUGUAGAGUGUAGAGGGGGACUUGCCUUUUUGCCAUAUACCUAUGUUUUUUUUUUAAUUUUCAUCAAGGAAGUGUUGCUCAUACAGGUUUUAGUCCUGACCUUCCUUGGAACUCUCAUUUCUAUCAUAGCUUUAGCACCAUUUCCUGUAUUUUAUUUUUAAAUUAAUAGACUUUGCACCGUUUAUUUUUAAAUUUCCCAAGAAGAGUGGUCAUAUAUCACUAACCUUACUUAGUUAUGUAUCACUAACCUUUCUACCCUUUUGGCUCAGCAAAUAUUUAUUUAGCUUCUGCUGUGUGCCUGGGCUCUCCCCUUCCCUGCUGAAGAUUUCUUCUCAAAUAGCCCUUCUUCUCCUCUUGUUCUUUAUCCUCUGUAUGUUUUUCCUCUCCCAUUUUUUUACUCUCUUUUCAAACCCCUUGUCUUCCUGCUUUAGAUCCUUCCAGAGGACAUUGCAUCCUCAUGGGUACCAGUGCUAAACACUACUGACCUUGGCAUGUAUUAUGUUUUUCCUGGUGUCCUUGGUUUUAUUGUUUUUAAUCCUCUGGAUUCACAUCAGUGUUGUAGUUCAGUCACUUUUACAGUCCAAAGGAAUGGGAGCAGUGCUUUCGGAGGUGUAUGGCAAAGGGGUCAUGAGUAGUACAGAGCCUGGUUUUACUGCUUAGAGCCUUACUCAUCUCUCUGCCUCCAUUUCCUCACCAUGGAAGUGUGGGCACUGUUGAUAAACACCUCAUGAGGGUGGUUGUGAAGAUAAAGAAACAAGCCAGCGAAGACAAUUUGCACAGUGCCUGGCACAUUGUAAGCACUCAGUAUUGUCAGAUACAUCCAAAGCAUCACUUGGGUCCUGUUCGCACGGAAAUGCAGAGUUCCUU
Molecule: messenger RNA, 4463 nt
Organism: Loxodonta africana (African savanna elephant)
Lineage: Eukaryota; Metazoa; Chordata; Mammalia; Proboscidea; Elephantidae
Gene: MTHFD1
Product: methylenetetrahydrofolate dehydrogenase, cyclohydrolase and formyltetrahydrofolate synthetase 1
Exons: 28
Coding region: 50-3127 (1025 amino acids)
Biological process (GO): tetrahydrofolate interconversion
Cellular component (GO): cytosol
Molecular function (GO): formate-tetrahydrofolate ligase activity; methenyltetrahydrofolate cyclohydrolase activity; methylenetetrahydrofolate dehydrogenase (NADP+) activity
Source: RefSeq, a predicted model, not a curated record